Seriola aureovittata is the source of this 6342-nucleotide messenger RNA. Its product is annotated as pleckstrin homology domain-containing family G member 3-like. The transcript is spliced from 18 exons. Bases 132 to 4607 code for a protein of 1491 amino acids. Gene Ontology annotation, molecular function: guanyl-nucleotide exchange factor activity. The record is from RefSeq and is a predicted model, not a curated record. NCBI's taxonomy places the organism in Eukaryota, Metazoa, Chordata, Actinopteri, Carangiformes, Carangidae.
GUAGUCGGUGUGUGUGUGUGUUCUUCAGCAGCAGCUCAGUCACACCUGUGGAGCGUUCAGGCGUCUUUGAAGCUGCAGGAAAACUGACCAUUUAUUUUUAGAACUAGUUGAGUGAGGCUUGUUGUGGAGUGAUGGGGUAUCAGAGGAGCAUGUGGCGCAGCCUGGCAGGAGGAGGAGGAGGAGGACACGUUGCGGUGGUGAGGUGUUCAUGUUCAGAGGAGGAGGUGAAGAUCUCCUUCAGGAGCGCCGGGGACGAUCGGCGGCUCAGACGAGUCUUCGUCCGCCGCUGGUUCGAGUCCCCCCGCCUAUCCACUGCCUCCAUCAGCAGUAAUGAUCGCGCUCCGUCGGCGACGCCCUCUGACCCCGACCUGUCAUCAGACCGUCGCCCGGUGAGCCUGAUCUCCACGCUGUCCUCGGGAUCCGGAUCCUCCAGAGACGACAGCCCCGCCCCCCCGCCCCCCUCCUCCCAAACCUCCAACCCCGACAUCGACGUGGACCUGAGCCCCGCGGGGGGUGGUGCAGACAGGAGGGGGCGGAGCCUAGGCCUAAUUAACAACAACAACAACAAAGAGUCGACGACGAGCCAAACCUCCGGCCGCCACCCGACGUCUCCGUUCACGACCAGCAGCAUGGCGCCGAACCCUCAGCUGACCUACCUGGACCGUGUCAUCAUGGAGAUCAUCGAGACAGAGAGGAUGUAUGUCAGAGACCUGCGCAUGAUCGUAGAGGAUUACCUGGCUCACAUCAUCGAUCAGUCUGAUUUGUCGAUUCGUCCUGAGCAGGUUUGUGCUCUGUUUGGAAACAUCGAGGACAUCUACGAGUUCAACAGCGAGCUGCUUCAGGCUCUCGACCUGUGUGACAACGACCCCGUCGCCGUCGCCCGCUGCUUCGUCAUGAAGAGCGAGUACUUUGAGAUCUACACACAGUACUGCACCAACUACCCAAAUUCAGUCGCAGCGUUGACGGACUGCAUGAGGAAUAAAUCCCUGGCCAAGUUUUUCCGGGAGCGUCAGGCGUUGCUGAAGCGGUCGCUGCCUCUGGGUUCAUACUUGCUCAAGCCUGUUCAGAGGAUCCUCAAAUACCACCUGCUGCUCCAGGAGAUAGCGAAGCACUUUGACCCCGAGGAGGAGGGGUAUGAGGUGGUGGAGGAGGCCAUCUACACCAUGACGGGCGUGGCCUGGUACAUCAACGACAUGAAGAGGAAACACGAACAUGCCGUCAGACUGCAGGAGGUUCAGUCUCUGCUGCUGAACUGGAAAGGUCCGGACCUCACCACGUACGGAGAACUGGUUCUGGAGGGAACCUUCAAACUUCAUCGAGCCAAAAACGAGAGAACGCUCUUCCUGUUCGAUCGCAUGCUGCUCAUCACCAAACGCCGCGGAGAACACUACGUCUACAAGACGCACAUCUCUUGCUCCACUCUGAUGCUGAUCGAAAGCGCCAAAGACUCCCUGAGCUUCAGCGUCACUCAUUAUAAACAUCCCAAACAGCCUCACACCGUCCAGGCGAAGACGGUGGAGGAGAAGAAGCUGUGGGCUCAUCACAUCAAACGCAUCAUUCUGGAAAACCACCACGCCAUCAUCCCACAGAAGGCUAAAGAGGCCAUCUUAGAAAUGGACUCCAUCUAUCCUCCCAGGUAUCGUUACAGUCCCGAGCGUCUGAAGAAAGCUCUGUCCUCUCAGUCUGAAGAGUUUCAGCGAGACGGUCGUCAGGGACGACGACAGUCUGAGCCGACCAAACAAAUCCUGAAGAGCAGCAAAGCCAUCUUAAAGCACUCAGACAGUGAGGGUGUGUUACCGGGGGAGAGGCGCUCUCUGCAGCCCGCCGUCAGCUGCAGCACUCUGGGAUCCGACCGGCCCGCAGAGGAGGAGGGGGAGGAGCUCGGCAGCAGGAAGGACUCCCUAGAACGGCUGAUGUGCAGCGAGGAAGAGGAGGAGGCGGAGAGGUUGUCUCCACAGCGGUCUCAUCAGACAGAGGACAGUGAUCCGGACGAGAUCCUGCUGGAGGACGACCAGGUAGACGACUUUGCCAGCUCCGUGCUGGCAGCCAUCUCCUGCUGGCACUACAGGGUCCAGGCCUUUCUGUCCAGCUCGGUGACGGAGGCAGAGGGAGGCAGCUUCUCCUCAAACAGCUCUAACAAAGAAGAUGGACGACUUCCUGAAGAAGGUGGAACUGAGCCGACAUCUGAGCAGCCCGCUGCAGACGAGCUGCUGCAGGAGAAGAACUCGGAGUCUGAACCAACAGUAAACUCUGAACCAGAACCCUCCUCUGAUCCAGACCCUCCUUUGACCUCAGUGUCUCCUCAAAGGUCAGAAGAACUGAAAUGUGAAGAACAUCCAGAGCCCACAGAGGAACCAUUGUCCGCCACACCUGACUCAGAUUCAAAAACCUUGAGUAGUGGGGAGUCAUCUGAGGAUGAGGAGGAUGACAAGGAGGUGGCAGAAAAGCAGGGUGAAGUCAUCAGCAUCCUUCCCUCCUCCGUCCUGGACAAAGCCAGCGCCAUUGCUCAGCACUUCACCAACAGCAUCAAACGAGGCAGCCUGGCGCAGGACGACACUCGCUCCCUCGGAUGUGCUUCACCGCGGUUACCCAGCAGAACCGGCAGCAGCCUCAGCCUCAGCACCGAACCCACCAAUCAACCUUUAGGACUUAACAGCAUCUGUCCAGAUCCUGCAGAGACCUGCAGCGGAACAGAUUUGACUCUGCCAUCUCCUCGGGACGACAGCCUCUUUGACACUGACAGAGGUAUUCGACGGCGGCGGGAUUCCACCCUGUCCAAGCAGGACCAGCUGCUCAUCGGCAAAAUCAAGAGUUACUACGAGAACGCCGAGAGCCAGGACGCCACCUUCAGCCUCCAGCGCAGAGAGAGCCUGACAUACAUCCCGACCGGGCUGGUCAGGAGCUCCGUCAGCCGGUUCAACAGCAUCCCAAAUGAUAAAACUGUCCAGACUAAUCCCUCCACCUCGACCGCCUCCUCCAGUCUUGACCCUUUCUCAGUGGAGUCACACUUGGCUUUACCUGGAGAUACCCGUGAUCACAUGGUAUCUAGUGACUCUUUGGACUCUUUGAAGUCUGAUCAGAGAAGCACGGAUCCAGAAGAUUCAGGAGAAAGCCUCAGGUCCAGAUCUCAGAGCUUGCAGGAUAAUCCAUAUGAGGAUGAAGACUUCAGACCUUCAUCUGAAAUGAUUAAAAUCUGGCAGGCAAUGGAGCAAGAGAUCACCAGAUCUCAAAGUGAAGACCGAGGGCGUGAAAAAUCCAGAGAAGCUCCAAGAAACUCCAGAGCGACCACCAUCUGCCUUUCCAGCUCGACAAACACUCCAAACAAAAGCUGCGACAGAGAGAGUGGAGCAUCUGACCUCAGCACCAUCACAGAGGAGUCCACAAGCCCUUCGCCCCUCAAGCCAAAAGCCUCCAGGGUGAGUCGGACAGGAAGUCUGAAGGACACCCUGAAGGUGUUCGGGGAAGAGGCCGUCAUCCUCAGGGCUGCGGUUCCUCGGGUCACCCAGCUGAAGGUGGAGGCAGAGGGGGAAAGGCCCAGCGAGGGUUUAAACCAGGUGGACGACGUAGACAAAACGAAGAGCAAAGUCCUCCAUCUGGCUCGUCAGUACAGCCAGAGAAUCAAAACGACCAAACCAGUGGUCCGACAGCGAAGUCAGGGCAUCCUGAUCAGCAAGAAGAGCUUACCCUGUGUGGUGGAGGAAAGUUCAGGUAAUCCAAACCUGGCGCUGGUUUCUCAUAAGAAGGCGUUCACUCUGCCGCUGAACCCCAUCCUCCCCUGCAGCUCAGGGGCAGUUUUCCCGAGUCGGGCUCGUUCCCGCAGUCCGCUUAGCCCUCCUCCUCCCAUCGAGGGUUUCAACUGGCCUGACGUCCAAGAACUCCGCUCCAAAUACUCCGACCACAGCCGCUUCCAGAAGAGUCCUGUCGGCCGGAGUCGCUCCACCCCGGAGCAGAUGUUUGAUGGAGGUGUGAGGAGACACUCCAGCUGCUCCUCCAGCCACCUCCUCACCGACAGAGGUUCUGACGAGGGUCCUUCGUACAAGCCUCGCAGCAGUCGGGAUGCCAGCCGAGAGGAACGCAGCAAACGGCUUCACCGAGCCAAUUCUCUGGACCCUCGGCUGAGUGGAGAACAAAUGACUGAACUGCAGAAGCUCCAGGACCAGGUCUCUAAUAGCAACUACGACGGUUACUUCAUUGCAGCCGAGGCAGCGCUACCCAACGACCCCGAACACAAGAUCUUUGUCGUAGAGAAACUUCCAGAGCCUGAGUCAGAACCUGCAGAAACAGCCAAAGAAUCCAAAGAAGAAGAAGAAGAUGACGACGACAGCUAUGUUCAGAUCCGCUCACCGACCAGCAGGGAGAAGAUCCACAUCAUGGCCGUCAUCGACCGCUGCCGGGCCUAUCAGGACUCUGACGAAUACAAACAGAGGGAGGAAGCGAAAACUAAAAUUGAACUAGCUAGGCCUCAAGAGCUCGACAAUACGGCAGCAUCCCCUGCCGAUCAGGACGAUGGGUCUCAGAAAACGAGCUCAAACUCUGGACAGAAGACAGGAGCUGGUCAACAGAGCAUCGUGAAAAACCUGAGAGAAAAGUUCCAGAGUCUGAGCUGAAGAAACAGAGCGAUUAGAGUUUUUAAUAAAACUAUAAGGCGUCGUAUCAAACCUCUGAAUUAAUGAACCCAAAGAUUUAUACACAAAAUACAAAAUCCAGGUGGUUAAACUGGUCAUGAGCUAAAAAGUUAUUUCCUGUGAUUAUCAAAGAAUUAUUUGUACUUACUUAUAUAUACAUAUACAUAUUACUGUGAUUUCAAGACAACAAACAUUUAGAAGACAAAACAUCUUGUUAUUAUUGGCUUGUUAUGUAAAAAUCCAAAACCAACUUUCUUGAGAUUACAAGAUCCUUUCCCAGUGUCCUCUCUGGCAUUUUGUAGAUAAACAUCUAGAAAUAUGUAAAUAUCUUUAUACAGUCCUUAAGUAUGAAUUAUCUACAGUCAGAAUAUUUGUUAAAAGCACCUUUUUGUACCGGAUGUUACGUGUUGCACAGUUACAGGGAGUUUCAGUCAUCUUCUCUUUGCAGCUGUAAAAGCUUCAUGCUGUAUGUUACAGUCACAGCAGAGACUUUAAUGCUGCACUGUAUAAAUUAAAGCUCAUUUGUGUAGAUUCCUGCUGCUAGAGAACCAACCACUGAAUUAUACCACUGCAAAGUCACUUUGUUCAGUCACUUCCAGAAAUUUAGUGGUUGCACAACUUCUGCUUUUAUUUUGAUGUUAAAGGAAAAGUCCAACAUUUCGAUAAACCCUCUGUUUCCUCCAGAGUCCGGUUAUUCAGAUACCUGUCAGUGUCGUCUGUGUCCAGGUUACAGGUAGAUCCAGGAGAUGAUUAGCCUAGCUUAGCACAAACCAAAUCCUUCCACCAGCUCCAAGGCUGUUGGAUUUACAUGAUGCUUGUAUUAAACAGUUGUAGAAAUAGAAAUGUAAAACAGUUUUAGCACCAUUCACUGUCCUGAUGCUACAGUCAACUAAACAGCUGACACAUGGAUGAGGUGAAGUUCCCCAGAUGUUGGACUGUUCCUUUAAGCCGUUUCACUUACGAAAACUGUGUCUUCAGUCUGAAAGUCGCCUGAAGACGUUAAUGAUAACAGUGUCCAGCUUUUACACUGUUCAGAUAAAUGUGGAGGACCCAACCUGCUUUACUAGGACAACAAUAAAUAAGUGGGCAAGUUACAAUUAAUAAAUUCAUUUUAAAGAGAGUAAAAUAACUGAAUGAAUUUAUCCGCAGAAUUAUUUUAUUAUUAGUAACAAAAGUUUCCUUAAUGAACAUGGUUUUAUAUUUUUCUUCAACAUGCAAUUAAAGCAACAACCUAAACAAUUUAAUCCACAGUAAACACAUUAUGAUGAAUUCAUUAUACAUUAAUGGCUGUAGCUCUGUGUUUGUGCCUUUCAGUUUGUCUAAUUAUUUUAAAUUUAUUUGGACAAUUUAUGGACUUUGUUAAUUUAUUGAUUUCCUAAUAACCAGGUUCUGUUCUCCAUACACACUAAUAAUACGAGUGACUUUUAACAAGCUUAGUGAGUCGAUUCAUUUUAGCCCUUUGCUCAAUGGCACACUGGCAGAUUCAAGACUUGAACCUGUGACGUUUCUGUAACCACUCAUCCUCCCAGUCAAACACUGUUAACAGUCAGGCUCCUCCCUGUCCUGUAUCUCCUAUUUAUGUGAUCUGAUGUAAAUAGAGACAAACACACUGUCUUUCUAUAACUGUAGUGAUAUGUGUGUAUGUGUGUACAGCCAUGUUUAUAUGAGCUCAGAAGACGUCUGUUCUGUCCCACAUUAAAACAAGACAGGACCAACA